UGUGCUCAGAAUGACGACUCCAAGGGAUAGAAAUGCAGCUGAGGAACUAAAACCGAGUGGAUAAUCUCCUUGACUUUCUUCUCGUAUAAUGAGAUUUCCAACCCCUCAAUCUGGUGCCUCAUUGAUUCUGUCCUUCCGACUCAGAGAGAAAACUACAGUAUUACUUGGAUCUGGUCCUCUCGCCGCUUCUCGCGCUUUCUCUGCUCUGGAAGCAGACUCUAGGGUGAUCGUCAUCUCGAGGGGAGGGAAACAAGCGGCGUGCGAUGAGCUUCAAUGGAGGGCAGACCACGGACAGCUGACGAUUAUUGAUUUAAAUACGUUGCCGGGCUCCGACACGAACACAGCAGAGGACAGAGAUAUAGAAGGGAUUGAAGACUUUCUGCUGACUACCGACAAGAACAUUAGCUUUAUUUGCAUCACGGACACUAUCUCAGGAUCACCAACAAGACGUUCUCGGCUUUCAGCAGAGAGAAUCUAUAAACUAUGCAAGGCUAGAAACAUUUUGGUGAACACGACCGAUAUACCAGAUCUGUGCGACUUCUCGUUCACUUCCACCCAUCGAUUUGAAGGCUCUUCUGGUUCAAAAACCCCCCUACAGGUCGGUGUUACAACUAAUGGCCAGGGGUGCCGAUUGGCUGGACGAGUUCGAAGGGAUAUCGUCUCCAAGCUACCCAAGGACGUGGGUCUUGCUGUAGAGAGAGUGGGAAGGAUGCGUGAGCUUGCCAGGGACAACCUCUCGCUCACAAGAGGCAGUAAUUCGGGGGAUGCAGUGCCGGGCGAGGAUUGUUAUGAAGAUAGUGGUGUGUCGACACCAAACAGGCCCGUCCCUCAACGAGAUGGAGGGGAGACUACCGCCGAGAUUGCAGUGCGACGUAUGAAAUGGGUUGCCCAAAUCAGCGAGUACUGGUCGUUACAGAAGCUAUCAAGAUUGACAGACGGAGAAAUUCGGGUUAUCCUCUCGGGGAGUGGUCGAGAAGAAAGCCCAGGAUCGGAGUUAGCAUCGAUUCCCGCGUCGUCUAUGCAUUCCCUCAGAUUCCGCACCCCCGGCCGUAUCCUUCUUGUUGGUUCUGGGCCCGGACACCCAUCCCUCCUCACCCUUGCUACUCACACUGCGUUGACCAAACUAGCGGAUUUGGUGUUAUCAGACAAGCUCGUUCCGGACGCAAUCCUCGCACUUGUACCAUCGAACGUAGAGAUCCGGAUUGCGAAAAAAUUCCCAGGCAACGCGGAAGGCGCUCAAAAUGAGAUGAUGGAAGUAGCAGUGGACGCAGCUAGGCGAGGCUUGACAGUAGUCAGACUAAAGCAGGGUGAUCCAGUCGUGUACGGCCGAGCCGGGGAGGAGGUACUCUACUUCCGUGAGCGAGGAUUUGAGCCAAUCGUGGUUCCCGGUGUCAGCUCUGCGAUCGCUGGGCCAACCCUCGCUGGUAUACCUGUCACCCAACGCGGCGCAGCCGAAUCCUUGUUUUUGUGUACAGGAGUUGGCCGGAAGGGAAAAGAAGUACAACUUCCCGGAUAUGAACGGAGUAGGACUUUGGUUAUCCUGAUGGGCGUCGCACGGUUGUCGGGAGUGGUCUCCUCAUUAUCAGAACCACAGGCAGAAACGGACAGACGUCGGACAGGAAAGGCUUAUCCGCCACAUACCCCGACAGCUAUUAUCGAGCGAGCUUCAAUGCCUGAUCAGAGAGUGCUCGAGUCGACACUUAGAGACGUGGUAAAGGCUUUGGACAGUCUUGGGGAACAGAGGCCUCCAGGUAUGAUAAUUGUAGGGUGGGCAGUUUUGGCCUUGUGGGGUAAGGGAAAUGUAGAUGUCCUUGAUGAAGGUGCAGAGAAUAACGAUGAACAGAGGGUCAUCGAAUGGCUAGGAGGACCGGAAGCCGCAUGGCGAGUGAGAGAGGGCAUACAGGAGGGCUGGGAAUGUCUUUGA
Marasmius oreades (fairy-ring Marasmius) is the source of this 1924-nucleotide messenger RNA. RefSeq lists its product as uncharacterized. Gene Ontology annotation, biological process: siroheme biosynthetic process. The transcript has 2 exons. Gene Ontology annotation, molecular function: uroporphyrin-III C-methyltransferase activity. Bases 89 to 1924 code for a protein of 611 amino acids. NCBI's taxonomy places the organism in Eukaryota, Fungi, Basidiomycota, Agaricomycetes, Agaricales, Marasmiaceae. The record is from RefSeq and is a predicted model, not a curated record.